CCUUUAACGAUUCAUACCAAUGCCAAGUUAGAGUGCUGGGUCCAAAGACUGUACUGCUAGCUAGCUACAUUGCAUUGUAGCACGUAGAGCUAGCUAAAGACAGGAUCUAGGAUCUAGGAGCAGUGUGAUAUGGGAGCUGCCAGUAGUGUAUUACCUAAGACCUCUGUGUCGUUCUCCCUGAAUGGGCGUGCUGUGAUCGUGGACAAUGCCAGUCCUAGGUUAACUCUGAACGAGUGGUUGCGCUUGCAGCCAGGGCUCUCAGGAACAAAGAGGAUGUGUGCAGAGGGUGGCUGUGGCUGCUGUGUUGUUACUGCAACCAUGCCAGAUCUUGUCUCUAACAGCACCAAAACUGUCGCCAUCAACUCAUGUCUGUGUCCAUUGUACUCCGUGGAUGGAUGGGCCAUAACGACUGUGGAGGGCAUUGGGGACUCCAAACGAGGGUUCCACCCAAUUCAGUCUAAGGUGGCAGAGUUAAACGCUAGUCAGUGCGGAUAUUGCACUCCUGGCUUUGUCAUGUCCAUGUACAGUUUGUUGAAGGCCAAACCAGACCCCAGCAAACAAGAGGUGGAAGAUAACUUUGACGGUAAUCUGUGUCGCUGCACUGGCUACCGAUCUAUCCUGGAUGCCAUGAAGUCUUUUGCCUCAGAGAAGGCUGCACACAAUGAUUGUGGCGUUGCAUGUGUGGACAUAGAGGAUCUUAAUGGUGGAAAUGUGUGUCGCAAGGAGAAGGUGGUUGGGGGUAUGAGGUCUGAUGAGGGUCAGUGGUACCGCCCAGUUUCUCUCUUUGAGCUGGCCAGUGUCUUUAGUGAGGCUACCCAGAGUAGUAAGACCAUCAAGCUGCUCUGUGGAGACACUGGAAGAGGUGUAUUCAAGGUCCCUGAGAAUUUUGAUGUGUAUAUUGAUGUGAAGGCUGUUCCUGAGCUCAACCAAGUGACGGUGACUGCCGAGGGGAUGAGAGUGGGAGCAGGAGUGCCUCUGGCAGUGCUCCUAGCUCAGCUGACGAUCCACCAGUCACCCGUCUUUCAGCAUCUGGCAAAACACCUCCUCAAGAUUGCCAAUGUCCCUGUAAGGAACGUUGGCUCCUGGGCCGGCAACCUUAUGCUCACCCAUGACCAUGACAACUUUCCCUCUGACGUUUUUACCAUUAUGGUUGCCGCUGGGGCCUCCAUUGCUCUCGGCUUCUCCAAUGACAAAUACACUGCUGUUGACUUGUGGACUUUCUUGAAGCAAGACAUGAGCAAACAGAUGAUAUUGUUCAUGGACAUUCCAGUUGGUGGGUCUGACAUGGUUUUCAGGAGCUACAAAAUUAUGCCAAGAGCAGAGAAUGCCCACGCCUAUGUGAAUGCAGCUUUCUCUGCCCAAGUGGACUCUUCUAACAGUUUCACAGUCAAAACACCUCCCGCACUCGUGUUCGGAGGAAUUGACACCCAUGCUGUGGAAGGUGCUUCAACUUCUGUCUUCCUCAAUGGCAAGAGCCUUCUGGAUCCCAACACUCUCAAAGGUGCUUUGGAGGUUCUGAGCAAGGAGUUGGUCCCCAACUCACCCCCAGGAGCAGCAUCACCAGACUACAGAAAGAGUCUGGCAAUCAACCUUUUCUACAAGUUCUACCUGGAGGCUAUCCCUGGACACCUUUCUCAAGUAGUGGCGUCUGCAGCUGCUCCGUACGUGCGACCUGUGUCGUCGGGCAACCAGACCUACUCGUCUAACCCUACUGAGUACCCCAUCAGUAAACCCCUGCCUAAACUCACAGCGUCUCUUCAGGCUUCAGGUGAGGCGCAGUAUACAUCUGACAUCCCCCCUCUACCCAACCAGUUAGCCGCUGCUUUUAUUCUCACUACUCAGGCUAAUGCUACAGUAACAGCCAUGGACACCAGCAAAGCAGAAGGUAUGCCAGGUUUUGUGCAGGUCCUAAAAGCUUCUGACAUUCCGGGCAAGAACACUUUUGUCUCUCCUAACUCCACCAUCAUGCCAGAAGAAUUGUUUCUUGAUAUUAACAGGGUGUCUCAGUACGCUGGUCAAGCAGUAGGAUUGGUCCUUGCUGACACUCAGGAACAGGCCAAUCAGAUUGCAGCGGCAGUGACGAUGCAAUAUCAUAGUCAAGGAAAGCCAAUCCUUAAUUUGGAGGAUGCCAUUCGCAGUAAUUCCUUCUUCACCACCCCCUCAAAGGAGACCACCACUGUCGGAGACCCCACCACUGCCAUUCAGAACUCGGAUCAUGUGAUUUCUGGUCAGAUAUCUUGUGGUAGUCAGUACCACUUCACCAUGGAGACGCAGACAGCUGUGGUUGUUCCACUUGAGGAGGGCUAUGCUGUUUACAGUGCUACCCAGUGGAUAGAUAAUGUGCAGGCCGCAGUAGCCGGGGUCUUGGGGGUUGGUGCCAGCUCCGUAGAUGUCUCCAUCAAGAGAGUAGGUGGAGCAUACGGAUCCAAACUAACAAGAGCAAACAUGGUUGCAGCUGCGUGUGCAGUUGGUGCUCAUGCCUCACGUAGACCUGUGAAGAUGCACAUGGACCUAGAAACCAACAUGAAGCUGGUUGGCAAGAGGUUUCCUUACCUCGCUACCUACCAGAUUGGCUUCAGUAAGGAUGGUAUUUUGAAUGGUGUCAAGGUGACUGUGUACACUGACUGUGGCUGGAACCCAAAUGACAACUACCUCUCGGUGGCAGCAGACCAUAUUGACAAUGCCUACCACUGUCCUAACUGGGAAAUAACCACUAGAGCGUGCAAGACAAACACUCACGCGAACACUUAUUGUCGAUCGCCAGGCACUUUACCUGCCAUCUUCAUCAUGGAGAGUAUGAUCGACCACGUGGCUCGCUCCCAAGGUCUAGUGGUGGAGAAUGUCAAGAGGGCCAACCUCUACAAGCAAGGCAUGGUAACUCCGCGAGGCUAUCCUCUCAAGUACUGCAACAUCUCAGCUGUUUGGGAUCAGCUCUACCAGUCUGCUGAUGUUGAGAGUCGGAAGACUGAAGUGGCUGCUUACAACAAGGCGAGUCUUUGCAAACAAAAAGGCAAACUUACAUGUACGUAUAUGCAGGGCAAUCGCUGGCGUAAACGUGGACUGACGAUGAUGCCUCUGAGGUUCGGAAUAGCUUGGAAUGGUUCACCAUACACAGUCCUGGUCAGUAUAUAUGCUGAUGAUGGCACAGUGGCCAUAGCUCACGGUGGAGUUGAGAUUGGGCAGGGAAUCAACACUAAGGUGGCUCAGGUGGCUGCUAAAGUGUUGGGAGUGCCCAUAGGCUUUGUGAAGAUCAAACCAACCAACUCUCUCACCAAUUCGAAUGCUGCAGGAACAGGGGGAAGCAUUGGAAGUGAACUCAACUGUUUGGGUACAAAAAAUGCUUGUGGUGUACUAAAUGGUAGGAUUCAGCCCAUCCGUGUGAAGAAUCCGGACCUCUCAUGGCCGGACCUCGUUAAGAAGUGCUACUCUGAGGGGAUUGACUUGUCGGCAAGAUUCUUUGUGAAUGAAAAUAUCCCAAGCUACUAUGUGUACAACACAUGGGGGACGGCAGUGUCUGAGGUUGAGGUGGAUGUUCUGACUGGAGAAACACAGAUUCUGAGGGUGGACAUUCUUUACGACUGCGGACAGAGCAUCAAUCCAGAUAUAGACAUUGGCCAAGUUGAGGGGGCAUUUGUGAUGGGUCUUGGCUACUGGCUCACAGAAAGGGUUCUCUACGAUGAAGACUCUGGACAGCUGCUCACUCACAAUACCUGGGAGUACAAGCCUCCCUCCUCUAAAGACAUUCCUAUUGAUUUUCGAGUCAAACUCCUCGAGAAUACUCCUAAUCCUGUCGGCAUCCUUAGCUCCAAAGCCUCUGGAGAGCCGCCUCAGUGUAUGAGCUGCUCUGUGCUGUUUGCUGCCAAGAGGGCCAUCGAGAGUGCUAGACAAGAUGCUGGGAAUACUGACUAUUUCCCUCUUGUGGGACCUGCUACAGUCGAGGCUAUUCAGACUGCUUGUUUGGUCAACUCCAGCCAGUUUAUUUUCUAAACUGUUGUGUGUUUAUAAUUUUUUAUAAUUAUUAUAAAGCAGGUACAUGUAGUAUAAUUAUAGUGUAUGGGAUUUAACAUGCGGUGACUUUUCGAAA
Molecule: messenger RNA, 4084 nt
Organism: Halichondria panicea
Lineage: Eukaryota; Metazoa; Porifera; Demospongiae; Suberitida; Halichondriidae
Exons: 29
Coding region: 130-3987 (1285 amino acids)
Molecular function (GO): FAD binding; iron-sulfur cluster binding; iron ion binding
Source: RefSeq, a predicted model, not a curated record